AUGCAAUGUAAAAUCAACGACUUGCCCGACGAAUUAUUGGAGUAUAUCUUAAGCUUGAUACCACCUUAUAAGGAUCUCCAAGAGUGCAGGCUUGUUUGUAAAAGAUGGCACCGCGCUACCAAAAAUGUAUUAGAACACAAUGAAGCACAUUUUCAAAAGUCUGUCGCUUUUGGAUCCUUACUGUGGAACUCGUUGCCCUCUCUGCACUGGAUAUCUACCAUUGGGAAGAGACAUUCGCAUUCCGCUUGUAUAUAUGAUAAUUCCAUGUAUGUUUUUGGUGGCUGUACAGCUACAUGGACAAUGUUUAAUGAUCUAUGGCGUUUGGAUUUGGGUACAAGGACAUGGGUGAGACCAAUCACUAUGGGCAAUUAUCCAUCGCCCAAAGCUUGUGCUACUAUGCUUUACUAUAAAAAAAGUCUAAUUUUAUUUGGAGGCUGGUCUUAUCCAUCACCAUAUCCAUUACAUCAGCAAUGGAAAUUAUUUAAUGAAUUGCAUGUGUACUCUAUAAAAUCAAAUAAGUGGACUGCUAUAAACACGUUAGAAACUCCACCGCCAACAUCUGCACAUUCUGCAACAAUACAUAAGAACUUGAUGGUUGUUUUUGGUGGAGUUUGUAAUGGAUAUAGCUCCAAUGAUGUGUGGUGCUUAAAUUUGGACUCAUAUACUUGGCACAAACAAAGUACAUCAAAUUUGAAGCCGCAGCCACGUUAUGGUCAGUCACAAAUUGAACUUGGAGACAAACAUUUACUUAUACUUGGAGGUUGCACAGGACCAAAUGCUGCUAUGAAUGAUGCUUGGUUGUUAACAAUGGAAGGUGUGUCUUGGACAUGGAGAAAAGUUAAUAUGCACAAUACAGAAUGGGCACCAACACGUAUUUGGUGUCAUCAAGCUUGUAAGGUGGGAAAUUAUAUUAUAGUACUUAGCAAAAAUAGACAUCACACCAAGCCAAAUGAUAUGAGUAUCUCAUUAAAAAAGGUUGCAUGUCAGAGGAGUACUUCACCACGUUUAUGCGAGUCAAAUCUUUUGCCGGAAAGGCAAGAAAAUGUACCUGUCGUAGAUAAAGAUGAAAAUAUAAAUGGUCGACAUGGAGCAUUCUCCAGGUCACAUUCGCAAAAAGCACACGUUUCAUCGCAUUCAUCCAGUGUCCAAAAAACGAUACCGUUUUAUAGUGAUAAUACUCUAAGCAUGGCUGCAUUUCGCGAUCAACCUCUGCAAAGUCACUCAAUCGUGAACAGACAACGUCAAUUGGAAUCGUUAAGAAGAAUGGAAGAAAAAAUUCGCAAUAAGAAGACACAGUUGAUGAGAGCAUCUAGAAAAACCGAGAACACAUUAUCGAUAUUUGUAUUAGAUAUUACUAAUGUUCUUUCGGACGACUGCAAGGCUUUGUGGAUUCCUUUAAAGCAAAACGAUCAUUCGGGCCCCGAUGAAAGAAUUCUGUAUUCUCUUGUAGUGGGAAAGGGAGAACUGAUAGUUUUUGGGGGUAUUCGUAAAGAACAUUCAACAUUAGGUCACACCGAUACGGACAAUUCUGUAGUAUAUAACGAUCUCCAUUUUAUAAAUCCACCUCGAUAUGUUAUUUAAUAUUGAAAAACAAUUAAUAAUGAUAUCACAUUGUUUUAUGUUAUUACCACAAUUUCAUUCAAAGAUGUCAUUUUCAUUCUAUAAGAUAUGUGCGCACGCGUAUCCACGCGUACACACACAAAAGAUUAAAUAGAAUAAUAUAUUAUCAAAUUAUAGAUAUAAUAAAUAUAUAUUAAAUGUAACAAAAGAGUGGUACGAAAUAUAUGUUGAUUAUAUUAAA
This is a messenger RNA of Solenopsis invicta (red fire ant), 1801 nucleotides long. It is a transcript of the gene Fbxo42, whose product is annotated as F-box only protein 42. Gene Ontology annotation, molecular function: protein binding. Bases 1 to 1581 code for a protein of 526 amino acids. NCBI's taxonomy places the organism in Eukaryota, Metazoa, Arthropoda, Insecta, Hymenoptera, Formicidae. The transcript is spliced from 7 exons. The record is from RefSeq and is a predicted model, not a curated record.